AUGAUCGGAGUUGACCUUGGUAAGCUCAAGCUUCUGCGGAUGGUGAGGGCCUUCAGGAUCUUCCGUCUCUUCGGCCGCGUUCCGUCUCUCAGGAAAAUCAUACUGUCGCUUUUCCAUGCAGGCGGCGGUGUGGGAAAUGCGUUCCUGAUCGUCAUGAUCGUGAUGUGCAUCUACGCCGUGCUUGCCGUCGAUCUGUUCGGCAACGUCAUGUGCGAUGCUGAUGGGAAGCAGUCAGAAGAUUGGAGCUCAACCGAUUUCCACGGAACUACGUGCUUUGGCAUGGGAUAUUACGGUACUUUCACAACGUCAUUGUACACGAUGUUCCAGAUCUUGACAGGGGAGUCUUGGUCCGAGGGCUGCGUGUGGCCGCUUCUGGACUAUUUCCAGGUCGUCGACCCCGCCUAUAGGAAGUUUGUCAUGAUCUUCUUCGUCUCGUUCGUCGUCAUCACCAACUUCAUCCUGCUCAACGUGGUCGUCACCGUGCUCAUCGACGGGAUGAACCAGGCCGUCGACGAGCCUAAGCCAGAGGGGGCCGCGCCCGAGGGCCGUGAGGCCGUCCUCGAGAUGCUCGAGAAGCUUCGGGCGAACCAGGCCCAGCAGCAGCAGGACCUGGAGGAACUGGUCAAGGCGGUCACGGCCCUCCCCGCCUCGCCAAAGUGA
Prorocentrum cordatum is the source of this 660-nucleotide messenger RNA. The record is from the annotation of a GenBank genome assembly. NCBI's taxonomy places the organism in Eukaryota, Dinophyceae, Prorocentrales, Prorocentraceae.